This is a messenger RNA of Patiria miniata (bat star), 3021 nucleotides long. RefSeq names its product cell cycle checkpoint control protein RAD9A-like. The coding region runs from base 127 to 1701 and encodes 524 amino acids. Lineage: Eukaryota; Metazoa; Echinodermata; Asteroidea; Valvatida; Asterinidae. The record is from RefSeq and is a predicted model, not a curated record. The transcript is spliced from 13 exons. Gene Ontology annotation, cellular component: checkpoint clamp complex. Gene Ontology annotation, biological process: DNA replication checkpoint signaling; mitotic intra-S DNA damage checkpoint signaling; cellular response to ionizing radiation.
GUCAAAAAGCGCCCUCGCUUGUUUGCGCAUGGAGCGCAAAACUUGUGUAUGUAUCUAUAUGUGCAUUGAGGAUUGAAACAGUGAGAGUUUUUUUUUUCAAAGUUUUAGUUUUCGCUAAACAACGAUAUGAAGUGCAUGAUACCUGGAAGCAACAUUAAAGUAUUUGGAAGAAGUAUCCACUGUUUAUCAAAGAUUGGAGAAGACUUGUACAUCGAACCUUUAGAUCAUGGGCUGGCUCUGAGGACAGUGAACUCUUCAAGGUCAGCCUAUGCCUGCUUCCUGUUUGCCCCAAGUUUCUUCCUGUCGUAUAUUAAUGGGACGUAUAAUCAACAGGAGACAAAUCAAGAGGAAGAGGACAGCUUUAGAUGCCGAAUAACAAUGAAGUCUUGCCUGACAGUUUUCAAGUCGCUCUACACAUUGGAGAAAACAGUGGAUAAAUGUCAGGUGUACAUUGAUCUGAAGGAUUGCCGACUAGUCUUCCUUCUGCAUUGCAAGCAUGGUAUUGUGAAGACCCAUAAUCUGACUUACCAAGAAACAGAGACCCUUCAAGCUGUCUUCUCCAAAGACCUGUGUCCUAACCACAUUGUGGCUAAUUCAAAGGCUCUGAUUGAUGUUGUGAGUGGCUUCCAGACGUCACAGGAGGAGAUUACAUUGAGCGUAACUCCUCAACAGGUCAGCUUCAAGAACUAUGUAGAAGAUGAACCAGAUCCUAACAAGGUUGUGCACUCGGAGAUGUUUCUAAGCCCAAGUGAGUUUGAUGAUUAUACAGUGGGCAUUGAUGCAGAAGUAACAUUUUGCCUAAAGGAACUCAGGGCUGUGUUGUCUUUUGCUGAUGCUGCUGGUUUGCCUAUGUCACUGCACUUUGAGUCCACGGGAAAGCCCAUUGUGUUUGCUAUGGAGAGUGAGCAAACAUUAGAAGCAACAUUUGUUCUUGCCACCUUAGCUGACCUUCCAUCCAGUCAAAGCUCUACUCAGCACAGAGUCCCUGCAGCUAGUCAACACACUGCAGUCAAUCAUACAAGCCACACACACAGUUUAACAAAGCAAAGGAAGCAAGCAGUGAAUAACUCAUCAAGCAGGAGUCAUUCUAACCAAGCCGAUGAUCGGAGAGAAUUCAGGAAAACCAAGCCUCCUAAUACAAAGAGACAAAAUGAAAUGGAUUUUCCAGAUGAUCUCAACAACCAGAGGGAAACCAGUCACUGUAGGCAGCCAGGGUCAGACAGGAUGAAAGAUAUUGAUGCAGAGUUUGAGCAUCAAGACAGAGUACAAGCAAGAGGCCCCAGUAGUCCUAUCAUUCCUCUGCACUCACAUGUCCACAGAGCAUCUGAACAUCAGACUAGACCAGCACUCUUCCCUGAGAUUAAAGCUGCCCCAAAGGACAAUGACAGAGCUACACAGAUCACCCAAUGUGUGCAACCAAACAGGACAGUAUUGGCAAGAUAUGAGGAGCCUUGUGAUGAAGAGCAUAGAGUGAAUGCUAAACAACAGACUGGUGUAGUUGCCCCUGAUGAUCAGUGUGUUGAUAGUGCCAAUGUUAGUGACAGUGAAGACUAUGAUUUUGUGCCAGGAACUCCCCCCAGCAAAAAGUUCAAGUCAAUGUUCUUUGGAGCAUCUCAACAGCUGAGCCAGUCAUUGGAGACUGCCCAGAAGUCUUCAGCUGUGGUAUUGUGCGAAGAUACUGAUGAGGAGGAUUCAGACUGACAGACAGCAUUAGCUGUUGUACAUUAAGAUCAUACCCAGAGGUUUUAGUGGUUACUGAAUGAUAUGUGUGAUGCCAUGACUUCAUGUGCAUUUCCUGAUGACUACAUGCAUAAUGCAUGACUGAUGGCACAAGUUAGAAAUUAGAACAGUAACAAUGUUACUGUUCUAAUCUUACUGUCAUACCUAAGGGUGCUCCCCUGUGGGGCCCCCCCCCCCUUGCUAACAGGGAGACAUGAGAAUUGCCUCACACUGGAAAACCAUUUGCUGCUAGAAAAUAAUACUCAAGUUCACUUCUCCAAUUUUACAAUUUUCCUCACCAUUAACAUUGUCAAAAAAAUUAGUAUUUCCCCCAUCCAAAAUAAAAAAAUGAGUGAGACCACUGAUUGGACGUAGAACAUGAACCAAACUGCAUGUUCAUCUUAAAAACAAAUGUGGUUAAUAUGCUAGAUCAUUUUAUAAGUUUUGAUUGAUUACUUUGUGAACAGUUGUGCCUCCAAAAGUUUUCUUUUAAUAGUAAUGUCCUCUUACUAUUGUAAAGUUUAGUAUGUCGUUACUCGUAGAAUAUCAUUAAAUACUAAGUGGGAUCAUUGCAAGCAGUAUUGCCAGCUACAAUGUGCCGUUUGCAAGUAAGUGUGCACCCAUAUAGGUCAAAUGUGUGUGUGUGUGACAACAUUAGUGCUGUAUUUACAGAUACUUGAUCCUAUCAAUCUACGCAUUGGUACAGUACAACUACCUUCACAAGGUCAUCUGUAUGGAGCCUAAUUAGAUGAUGUACCCUUCAAAUUCCAGGCCGUGACUAAUGCCAUGAGCUUCCCUGCUAAUUUUACAUGGGAAUGUUUCAAAUGACUGAUGUAGCAAAGAUGCCUCACCUGAGCAUGGAUAUAGGAUCCCACAACAUCAUGGGCAGACCUUUAAACAGAUCGUUCAUCAAUACUCAGAAUGCAACGGUAGUUUAUCAAGAAGGUUUAUAAAGAGGCAGAAUCUAUGGUUGAAGUGUUGCAGUACAAAUUCUUAUGUUUACAGGAGUAGAGUAUUAGCCAGCAUUUAUGUCAUGGUAGUGUGGAGACUUGCUCUAUUUUUAGUUACAAAGUUAAAAGCAAAGUCACAUCCUUCACCUGCUCCAACCAGAAUGGGCAGCUUGAUGCAUGUACCAAUUGCAGAUAGGGCUACAUUAUCAGACUAUUCAGUGAGAUAAGUUGCACAUUUCUGAAUACGUGUCUGGUGUAAAUAAAACUUGAUAUUAAAUUGUUUGAUUUUAAAGGAUAUGUUUAAAAAUAUUUGUUUGAAAUUAAAUUGUUCAGCAUAUUCCCUUGAAUCUGA